Cucurbita moschata (crookneck pumpkin) is the source of this 2449-nucleotide messenger RNA. Its product is annotated as pentatricopeptide repeat-containing protein At4g20740. NCBI's taxonomy places the organism in Eukaryota, Viridiplantae, Streptophyta, Magnoliopsida, Cucurbitales, Cucurbitaceae. The record is from RefSeq and is a predicted model, not a curated record. The coding region runs from base 199 to 2388 and encodes 729 amino acids. Gene Ontology annotation, molecular function: protein binding. The transcript has a single exon.
UGUAAAGAUUUAAGAAAUAGGGAUUCCAUAGAGAAUGAGCCCAGCUUCUUCUUCUCCUUCCACAAAGCUUACAGCUUCAAAUUCUUGAAGCCCUCUGUUACGAUUACGAACCUGAGAACAUUUUUCUUAAGCUAAGUGCACAAAUUAUGCGAUUUCAGCCUCCAAUUUCUCCAAAGAAGAGGCAUCAACAUCCCACAAAUGCCCCCUCAAAUCCCCUCAAAACCCUACAAGCAAUACUUCUUCUAUGGCCACCGCCACCGCAACCCCAAGCAGCACCGCCCCACCGUCUACGGCGGCCUCUUCACCAACCGUCAAUCCCUCACUCCACCCAACCCCGACAAACCCAUUUACCCAAAACCCCAACCCUUCCAUCUCCGCAACUGGGAUCCUGAUCGCCCAUUUAAACAACACUCCAACCUUACGCCGUCGCCCUCCGAGGCCUUCUUCUCCAGCGCCCUCCGCCUUUCCCCAAUUGCUCGCUUCAUCGUCGACGCCUUCCGGAAGAAUCAAAACCAAUGGGGUCCGCCGGUGAUCUCUGAACUCAACAAGCUCCGCCGGGUUACUCCGGACCUUGUGGCAGAGGUUCUCAAGGCUUCUCACCGCCGUGAUUCUAACCCCAUUUUAGCCUCCAAAUUCUUCUACUGGGCUGGGAAACAAAAGGGGUUUCAUCACAAUUUCGCUUCUUAUAAUGCUUUUGCUUAUUGUUUGAAUCGCCACAAUCGCUUCAGGGCUGCUGAUCAGAUUCCUGAGCUCAUGGAUUCACAAGGUAAGCCUCCUAGUGAAAAACAGUUCGAGAUUCUGAUUAGAAUGCAUUGUGAUGCCAAUAGGGGUCUUAGAGUUUACUAUGUGUAUGAAAAGAUGAAGAAAUUUGGGGUUAUUCCUCGUGUUUUCUUGUAUAACAGGAUUCUUGAUGCCUUAGUCAAAACAGGUAAUAUGGAUUUAGCUUUAUCUGUUUAUAGGGACUUUCAGGAAAAUGGGUUAGUGGAAGAGAACAUUACCUUCAUGAUUUUGAUUAAAGGGUUGUGUAAGGCAGGGAGGGUUGAUGAAAUGCUCGAGCUUUUGGGUCGAAUGAGGGCAAAUUCGUGUAAGCCUGAUGUGUUUGCUUAUACAGCAAUGGUGAAAGUGUUGGUUUCUGAGGAGAAUUUGGAGGGAUGUUUGAGAGUUUGGGAUGAAAUGAUAGCUGAUAGAGUAGAGCCUGAUGUUAUGGCAUAUGGGACUUUGAUUAUUGGAUUGUGCAAAGUCGGUCGGGUGCGAAAAGCGUUCGAGUUGUUUCAGGAGAUGAAAGGGAAGAGGAUUUUGAUAGACAGAGCAAUUUAUGGGUCCUUGAUUGAGGCAUUUGUGCAGGAUGAGAAAGUUGGAUUAGCUUUUGAUUUGCUGAAGGAUUUAGUAGAUUCAGGGUAUAGAGCUGAUUUAGAGAUAUAUGAUUCUCUUAUUAAAGGUCUUUGUAAUGUAAAUCAAGUCGAUCGGGCGUAUAAACUCUUUCGAGUAACCAUACGAGAGGAUCUUAAGCCAGAUUUCGGAACGGUGAAGCCUAUUAUGAUUCAGUACGUGGAGACGAGAAGAAUGGAAGAUUUGUGGAAGUUGUUAUCAUUGUUGCAGAAGUUGGAACUUUCUAUGGAUGAUGUUCUUUCCAAGUUUAUGUCUCUUAUGGUCGAAGAGGAGGACAAGAUAAGCACAGCUCUAGAUGUGUUUCGUGGCUUGAUCGAUAAGGGCUAUGGCAGUGUUGCGAUAUACAAUAUCGUUAUUGGGGCUCUUCACCGGCAUGGGCAGGCGAAGAAAGCGUUGGAGAUCUACAAUGACAUGAAGAACUCGAAUAUCAAACCAGACCCUUCAACUUACUCUAUUGUUGUAUCAUGCUAUGUUGAAGUCGAAGAAAUCCAAGAGGCUUGUGCAUCUCAUAACAAAAUAGUUGAGCUGGGUUCGGUUCCUUCCGUGGCAGCCUACUGCUCUCUUUCCGAAGGUCUGUUCAAAAUCUGCGAGAUCGACGCAGUUAUGAUGCUUGUUAGAGACUGUUUAGCAAACACCGAAAGUGGACCUCUGGAAUUCAAAUACGCUCUAACGAUUCUCCAAGCGUGUAAAUCUGGUAAAGCAGAGAUGGUGAUCGAUGUCCUUAACGAGAUGGUGCAACAAGGUUGCCCUGUGAGCGCGGUGACAUACUCGGCCAUCGUAUCAGGAAUGGGCAAGUAUGGGACGAUUGACGGGGCCAAGAAAGCGUUUUUACAUCUGAAGGAGAGCAGGCAGAUGAGAGAAGCAAACUGCAUUGUAUGUGAGGAAGUGUUAGUUGAACACAUGAAGAAGAAGACGGCAGAUUUGGUAAGAUGUGGGUUGAAAUUUUUCAAUCUUGAAUCCAAGCUGAAAGCAAAAGGAAGCAAGCUGCUAUCAAAUUAAGAACAUAAUUAUUUUCCUCACUAUUUGUUCAUCAAUAAAAACUCUUUUCUUUGCUGAUAUA